Messenger RNA from Vicia villosa (hairy vetch), 3488 nucleotides. Its product is annotated as probable alpha-mannosidase At5g13980. NCBI's taxonomy places the organism in Eukaryota, Viridiplantae, Streptophyta, Magnoliopsida, Fabales, Fabaceae. Gene Ontology annotation, biological process: mannose metabolic process. Gene Ontology annotation, molecular function: carbohydrate binding; alpha-mannosidase activity. Bases 311 to 3364 code for a protein of 1017 amino acids. The record is from RefSeq and is a predicted model, not a curated record. The transcript has 29 exons.
AAAUAACAAAACAAUCAAAUGAUCAAAUCAACACUCACAUGACACAAACAACCAAAUCUUAAAUCUUUUUGAUAUUGUCCCUCCUGUUCCACGAGUUAAGACAAUUCAAAACCUUAUCCUUACACUUUUUCUAUUCAAUAAUUUAGCACUCUCAUGGAAAACAUAAACUGACAGCUACUUUUUGUCACAACUAACAUUAAUUUCCACGUUUCAUAACUAAGCUACAAACAAAUACGAUAACUAUUGCACACAAUCAAUCAUCCACCACUUGGAGUGCUGUGCUAUUGCUUGCUUGUUUAUUCUUGAAUCAAUGGAUACUAGUGUAACUGUACUAUGGUUUUUACUACUUUUCUUUUCUCUCUCUAUCCAUUCCUCUGAAUCCAAAUUCAUCAGAUACAAUACUAAUGCAACCAUUGUUCCUGGGAAGCUCAAUGUUCACUUGGUUCCUCACACUCACGAUGAUGUUGGUUGGUUGAAAACCGUUGAUCAGUACUAUGUUGGUUCCAACAACUCCAUUCAGGUGGCUUGCGUUCAAAAUGUGCUUGAUUCCCUUAUACCGGCUUUGUUGGCAGACAAGAAUCGUAAAUUCAUCUAUGUUGAACAGGCUUUCUUCCAGCGUUGGUGGAGAGAGCAGAGUGAAUAUGUUCAGCAAACAGUCAAGCAGCUGGUCAAUUCUGGUCAAUUGGAGUUCAUAAAUGGUGGUAUGUGUAUGCAUGAUGAGGCUGCUACACAUUACAUUGACAUGAUUGAUCAGACAACCCUUGGACAUAGAUUCAUCAAAGACGUACAUGCAUCAGACGAAUUCGGCAUAACUCCGAGAAUAGGAUGGCAAAUCGAUCCGUUUGGACAUUCUGCUGUGCAGGCCUACUUGUUGGGAGCAGAGGUUGGAUUUGAUUCUUUAUUCUUUGGACGGAUCGACUACCAAGAUCGAGCAAAGAGAAAAGGUGAAAAAAGUCUGGAGGUUGUGUGGCAGGGCUCUAAGAGCUUUGGUUCAUCUGCACAGAUAUUUUCUGGUGCGUUCCCUGAGAAUUAUGAACCUCCAACAAGUAAUUUCUACUUUGAAGUAAAUUCUGAAUCUCCAAUUGUUCAGGACGAUAUUGAUUUGUUCGAUUACAAUGUCGCUGAUCGAGUAAAUGAUUUUGUCGCAGCUGCAAUAUCACAGGCCAAUAUAACGCGCACAAAUCAUAUAAUGUGGACAAUGGGGACAGAUUUCAAGUACCAAUAUGCACAAACCUGGUUUAGGCAACUAGACAAGUUUAUUCAUUAUGUUAAUCAGGAUGGACGGGUUCACGCAUUAUACUCUACCCCGUCAAUAUAUACUGAUGCAAAACAUGCUGCAAAUGAAGCCUGGCCAAUCAAGACCGAUGACUUCUUUCCGUAUGCAGAUCGUGUAAAUGGUUACUGGACGGGGUAUUUUACAAGUAGGCCAGGACUCAAAGGUUAUGUUAGAUUUUUGAGUGGCUACUACUUGGCAGCAAGGCAGUUGGAGUAUUUCAAAGGGAAGAGUGCCUCGAGUCCUAAUACUGACUCUUUGGCUGAUGCUUUGGCUAUUGCGCAACACCAUGAUGCUGUAUCUGGUACAGAAAAGCAGCAUGUGGCUAAUGAUUAUGCGAAGCGGCUUUCAAUAGGUUACACAGAGGCUGAGAAAGCUGUUGCUGCAUCACUUUCUUUCUUGGCAGAAGCAGCAAACAAAACUGAUGGUAGGACUCCACAAAUUAAAUUUCAACAGUGUCCACUUCUUAACAUAAGUUACUGUCCUGCAUCAGAAGCAGGCUUCUCAGAUGGGAAAGACCUGGUUGUCGUCGUUUACAAUCCUCUUGGACGGAAAAGAGAGGAUGUUAUAAGGAUUCCUGUUGCCAAUGAAAAUGUUGUUGUUCGGGAUUCGAGUGGGAAAGAAAUCCAAUCCCAGCUUCUGCCAAUUCCUGAUGCUUUUCUUGGUUUAAGAAACUACUACGCGAAAGCAUACCUAGGAGUUUCUCAAAGUGUAAGCCCUAAAUAUUGGCUUGCUUUUUCAGCCAUUGUUCCUCCACUUGGUUUUAGCACCUACUAUGUGUCUAAAGCUAAACAAGCAGCUACUAUUUCAGAUAGCAAUAAAUAUAAAUCAGGGAGUCACAGCGAUACGUUUGAAGUAGGCCUAGGAAACUUGAAACUGAUUUACUCUGCGAAGGAAGCGAAACUUACUCAAUAUAUUAACACAAAAAGGAAGGUCAAAGAAUCUAUAGAUCAGACAUACAAGUUUUACGCCUCUUAUGGAGAUGACUUUACAGAUACUGCUCAGGCAUCUGGAGCAUAUAUUUUUCGCCCCAACGGUUCAUCGAUUCCCAUCAAUUCCAACAAAAAGUCUCCUCUCACUGUUUUGCGGGGACCAAUCGUGCAUGAAGUGCAUCAGAAGAUCAAUUCAUGGAUAUACCAGACCACCAGAUUAUUCAAAGGAAAAGAACAUGCUGAAGUUGAGUUUAUUGUUGGGCCUAUACCGAUUGACAACGGAGUUGGCAAAGAAAUUGCAACCGAGAUUAAAACAAAUCUAGAAAGCAGCAAAACCUUCUAUACUGAUUCUAAUGGACGCGAUUUCAUUGAAAGGGUUCGAGACUAUAGAAAAGACUGGAACUUAGAAGUAAAUCAACCUGUUGCAGGAAAUUAUUACCCUAUCAAUCUUGGAAUUUACCUAAAAGAUAAACAAAGCGAGUUUUCUGUAUUGGUAGAUAGGUCUGUAGGCGGUUCUAGCAUCCAAGAUGGACAUGUGGAGCUAAUGGUUCAUAGGAGGUUACUUGUUGACGAUUCUAGAGGUGUUGCAGAGGCCCUAAAUGAAACAGUUUGCGUAUCUGAUAAGUGCGCAGGGUUAACAGUUUUAGGAAAGUACUAUUUCAGAAUUGAUCCUGUUGGAGAGGGUGCUAGAUGGCGUCGAACAUUUGGUCAAGAAAUAUACUCACCGUUGCUUUUAGCCUUCACAGAGAGCGAAGGUAACUGGGGAGAUUAUCAUGUCACAACAUUCUCGGGAAUAGAUUCGUCAUAUAACUUACCGGAAAAUGUUGCAAUAAUAACUCUCCAGGAUCUUGGUAACGGAGAAGUUCUUCUUCGGCUAGCGCACUUAUUUGAGAUUGGCGAGGAUGUGAAUCUUUCGGUUAAGUCAAGCGUAGAACUCAAAAAAGUGUUCGGCAAUAAACAGAUAAACAAAGUAACUGAGGCGAGUUUAUCAGCAAACCAAGGAAGAGCAGAAAUGGAGAAGAAGAGAUUAGUGUGGCAAGUUAAAGGAUCAUCUCUCGAACCGAAGGUGUCAAGGGGAGGGCCAGUCGAUCCAGAAAAGCUAAUAGUAGAACUUUCUCCAAUGGAAAUAAGAACCUUUAUCAUCAAUUUUAAGCACUAAAGGUGCAUUGGGAGGGAAUGUAUCUUUUAACAUGUAAUUUUAAGCACUUGUUUAAGAAUCAUGAUGAGAAACAUCAAACACAAAUUUUCAUCUAAUAAAAAACACAGUCUCUCUCUCUCUCCGA